This is a messenger RNA of Empidonax traillii (willow flycatcher), 1545 nucleotides long. RefSeq names its product CUB and sushi domain-containing protein 3-like. NCBI's taxonomy places the organism in Eukaryota, Metazoa, Chordata, Aves, Passeriformes, Tyrannidae. The annotation marks the transcript as partial. The record is from RefSeq and is a predicted model, not a curated record. The transcript is spliced from 5 exons.
GCCCGGCCUGUAAUUAACGUCCCCCCGCAGAGCCAUCAGCCUGCGCCCCCCGGGUGUGUGCCCGAGGGCGCGGGAGGGCCGGGCGGUGCGGGGCUGUGCGGCCGUGGCAGCCCCGGGCACCGCACGUGCGUGGUUAAUAACGAGACAGCAGCUAUCGGGAUGGGCGAGCCCGGCCGCCCCAGGCUCCUCCGGGCGCGAGGGGGGGGGGGGGCCCCGCCACUCCGUUAUCUCCCGAGUCGCUCUCCCAGGCAGAACUGAUCCUCUUGAGGGAACGAGGGGGUGGGGGAAGAGUCUCGGCUGCAAAUAUUGUUUGGAGUUUAUUGAUGAGGGCGUCUGAGCGUUGAGGUGCUCUCCCGUGGCUCCCGGUGGAUGCUGUAAGGAGCCAGGAUUGUGGUGGGUUUCGGCUGUGCAGGGAGUUGGGGUAGCGGGGGGGUGGGGGGAAGGAAAAGACACGAUCGAGAGUAGCUGAGACUUUGUGCCCCCGUUGGAGAGAUGGUUGAGUCCUCGUCAAGGUUGCUGUGGUAUCCCAGAAACACCAUUCACUCCGAGCUGUGACCGCGCACCAUCAACAGCAACAACUCCGCUGCGCCUGGCCGAGGAAUAGGAAUUAGGAGCUCUCAAGAAUAAUAUGAAAGGGAUCUGCAGAGGGGAAAUUCGUGCAAAGGAAUCGAAAUUAGCAGACUUUUGGGAAAGGGGAUGUACUAAAUGUGGCCGGCUGGACUUCAUCCUGGUGAAGAAAAUGGAGAUUAAAAGUGGAUUUACAUUUUGGAACCUCGUCUUUUUAUUGAUGGUUUCGUGUGUGAAAGGAUUUAUUUAUACCUGUGGUGGAACUUUAAAAGGACUUAAUGGCACUAUAGAAAGCCCUGGCUUCCCAUAUGGAUAUCCAAAUGGUGCAAACUGUACAUGGGUUAUAAUAGCAGAAGAAAGAAACAGAAUACAAAUCGUCUUUCAGUCUUUUGCUCUAGAAGAAGAAUAUGAUUAUUUGUCAUUAUAUGAUGGGCAUCCUCAUCCUGCAAACUUUAGGACAAGGUUAACAGGAUUUCAUCUUCCUCCACCUGUGACAAGUACAAAAUCUGUAUUUUCACUCCGCUUGACAAGUGACUUCGCAGUUAGUGCUCAUGGGUUUAAAGUUUACUAUGAAGAAUUACAGAGCAGUUCCUGUGGCAAUCCGGGAGUUCCACCAAAGGGUAUCUUGUACGGUACAAGAUUUGAUGUUGGUGACAAAAUCCGAUACAGCUGUGUAACUGGAUAUAUUUUGGAUGGACACCCCCAGCUUACUUGCAUAGCUAACUCUGUGAAUACAGCAUCAUGGGACUUCCCCGUUCCUAUCUGUAGAGCUGAGGAUGCUUGUGGAGGAACUAUGAGAGGAUCCAGUGGAAUCAUCUCGAGCCCCAACUUUCCUAAUGAAUAUCAUAAUAAUGCAGAUUGCACAUGGACAAUUGUGGCAGAGCCUGGUGAUACUAUCUCGCUCAUAUUUACAGAUUUCCAAAUGGAAGAAAAAUAUGAUUAUUUGGAAGUAGAAGGUUCUGAACCACCUACAAUAGG